Molecule: messenger RNA, 1593 nt
Organism: Dermatophagoides farinae (American house dust mite)
Lineage: Eukaryota; Metazoa; Arthropoda; Arachnida; Sarcoptiformes; Pyroglyphidae
Product: thioredoxin domain-containing protein 5
Biological process (GO): protein folding
Cellular component (GO): endoplasmic reticulum
Molecular function (GO): protein disulfide isomerase activity
Source: RefSeq, a predicted model, not a curated record
UUAGUUUAAUGCUGACGAUUCGUUCAAUUUGGCAAAUGUUUUUUUUGUUUUGAAUUUCGAAAAACAUUUGGUUUCAAUCAUUUCGCUGAUGAAUUUGUACCAAUUGAUUGAUUGAUUAAUAAAUUUGGGCGUUUUUCUCAAUAUAUGUGACUAUUUUCCGAAUUCAAAUUUGAUCUGUUCAUUUGCAUUUUUGAUCUCGUUUGUUUUACAAUGAAAAUGUAUCGAAAAAAUUUUCAUCUCACCACAUGUUCCAUCAUUUUUGCGAUUAUUCAAUUUAUAAUCAUCAUACAUCGAGCUAAAUCAAAAGAAUUAUCUAUGAAUGAAUUUGAUGAUUGGGAUAAAAGUCAAAAAUAUCUGUUUGUCUUAUUCUAUUCAUCAGAGUCAUGUAAACGUUGUGCACAAACUUUACUCGAUUGGAAAUUAUUUGAAAAUCGUUUCGGUAAUGUUCAUUUAUUUUCUGAAGUCCAAAUUGGACAUGUUGAUUGCAACGUACAUCGUGAUCUUUGUUCACGUGAAGAUAUUCAAGAACUACCGAUGGCAAAAUUAUAUGUUGAACUUAAUAAGAUUACUCGAAUUGAAAUCAAUUAUGAAUCGAAUGAAUAUGAUCGAAAUUCGUUGGAUAUGUUUUUAUUGAAACAAAUCACUCGAUUCGGAUUUCAACAACAAGAUUCUCAACGACAACAACAGCAACAACAAUCGGACAUUUCAUCCGAUGAAUCGGCGGAUGAAACCGGUGGAUUCACUGUUAUGCAAUUGAAAGCUAAAAAUGGUUUAUAUGAAUUAACCGAUGAUGAUUCAGCAUUGUUUCUUAGUCAAGGACAACAUUUUGUCAAUUUUUAUGCACCAUGGUGUUCACAUUGCCAGCAUCUAAAACCUAAAUGGGAAAUGAUUGCAAAAUCAUUGGAAAAUAAUGAACAAGUUAAAAUAUCGCAAAUAAAUUGUCAAGAAAAUAUCUAUGCUUGUAAAAUGCAAUACAAGAUUAAAGAAUAUCCAACACUAUUAUGGAUAUCGAAUGGAAAAAUUGUUGCACGUUACAAAGGUUCACAUGAAAUUGAUCACAUUAAAUCGUUUAUCAAUUCUCAAUUGACUGAUUUUGAAUUGGAUAAAUUAUUGAAAAAAUAUUCCGAUGCUGAUUCCGGUAUUGAAGAAUUGGAAAUUGAUUAUCGAAAGAAAACAUCAAAUGUUAUACUGUUGAAUGCGGAUAAUUUCAAAGGGACCACCGAUUCUGGUUGGACAUUUGUUCAUUUUACCGUACCAUGGAGUAGACAUUGUCGUCAAAUGAAAUCAGAAUGGGAUAAAUUCAGUAUAAAUGUACCGAAUUCAUUGAAAGUGGCCAAAGUGGAUUGUUCUAUACAAGAAAAACUUUGUACAUUGGAAAAAAUUGAUAGCUAUCCAACAUUGAUGCUUUAUCAUGAUGGCCAUAAAUUGCCGGAAUAUGAUGAUAAAUUACGUACAGCAGAUUCAUUUCUACAAUAUUUCAAUAUACAAUCAAAUAAUUUACCCAAAACUGAGUUAUAGAAAUUAUUAUUAUUAGACCAGUUUGCCAACCGAUAAAGACCUGUCUAUAUAAUACAUAUGUGAUUUUUAAUUUCC